CCCCACCUCUCCGACACUGACGAAAUAACAGCGUGCGUUUGGAAAAAUUGCUUACUUGUUGCUUGCCAGCACUUCACAAGUUUCUGUCGCUCCGCGCAGAACCAGGAUCAUCCGGGACUGGGACCCUGUAACUCUGGAGCAUCACACAGAAGAGGAAGGCGCACCGGGGAGAUAAGUGCUGCUGCGCCGAUUCUGACUGGACAUAUUUGGGCACUUUUUACGCACGCAUGUUACGCACCGGGACUAACGGAAUUUAAGGGCAUUUAACUGUAUUCAUGUACAUUUUAUGGACUAAAACACCUUUAAACAUGAUACUAAAUAUAAAGCAUAUCCUAUGGCUAAGUUGUCUCUGGGAAGCUGCAGCUGCAACAGACUCCAACCAGUUAUCCAUAAUCAGGCCAGUGACCGGGUCCCUCUCGCAGAAGGUAAACCUGCCCUGCUUCUUCUCCACCAUCCCGACCACGGCACCGGUCGUCAGUCCCAACGGGGCGACCGUUUUGAGCAAAGACUACCUGCGAAUCAAAUGGGUCAAAAUGGAGGGCGACGUGGAAUCCACGGUGCUGGUGGCGCAAUAUGGCGUCAUCAAGAUUGGCUCCAGCUACAGGAACCGCGUGUCGGUGCCCAGUCACCCUGAAGACGUCGGCGACGCCUCACUGACGAUGGUGAAACUGCGCGCCAGUGAUGCCGGCACCUAUCGCUGUGAGGUCAUAUACGGCAUUGAGGACACACAGGACACGGUGAACCUCGAUGUCGACGGUGUUGUCUUUCACUACCGGGCUAGCACCAGCAGGUACACACUGGACUACCAGAGCGCUGUCAGAGCGUGCCAGAAUGUUGGAGCAACCAUUGCGACGCAUGAUCAGCUGAGAGCGGCCCACGAGGACGGCUUUGAUCAGUGUGACGCCGGCUGGGUCGCUGACCAGACGGUCAGAUACCCAAUUAUAAAGCCGAGGGCCGGCUGCUAUGGCAACCUAAAGGCCAAACCUGGCAUUAGGUCAUAUGGAGUCAGGAAGCCCACGGAGACCUAUGAUGUGUACUGUUAUGUAGAUAAACUGGAUGGUGAAGUAUUCUUUGCUCCCGUGACAACCAAGAUGACUUUGGACGAGGCCCGCGAAGAGUGCGCGAUGAGGAGUUCUGUCUUGGCGUCCCCCGGCCAACUCCAUGCUGCCUGGCGAAAGGGCCUGGACAGAUGUGACUACGGCUGGCUGUCUGAUGGCAGCGUACGACACCCUGUCGCGGUGCCCAGAUUGCAGUGUGGCGGAGGCCUGCUCGGUGUCAGGACCAUGUAUCGCUACAGAAACCAGACCGGCUUCCCAGAACCGACUAAGAAGCUUGGAGCCUACUGUUUCAAAGGAAAGAGAUUGAGACAAGUGAUCAGCCACACGUCCUUUGUGGAAGUGUCCAUGGUAGAAAUGUCUUCCACCACCGUCGUCAGCUCCACUUCCUCCAUCCCUCUACUGGAGAGUAGCACCUCUACGCUAACCCCGAAACCUGAAACUGCAUCAGAGGCAGAUGAUGUCACAUUUAUGUUCUCUGCCAGUAUGGCUCCACCUCGCUCCACGCCAGCGGGAGAAGAAGAGGAGUUGUUCACCACAGUCGAACCCACGAUCCGAGAGGAACCUGAUGAAAGUCAUCACCCAGUUUCCCCAGACGCAGAACUCAAGUACACAACAGAGAGCACUGCUAUCAAAGAAUCGGUCUCUAACGCUGUGAAAGAUCCCAAAGAUCAGUCAGUGAUCAAUAUAGUUACAAUUCAACCUGAUGUCCAAGUUACAGUGGAGUCUCUCGGCACAAAGUCCAUGUUUGUCAUAGGGAAGACUGAGGAAACUAUUCCAGGUGACGUGCUAACCACCGCGAUGACCUCCGAUCUCAGCGACAGUCCAACAGAAUUCGUAGAACUGACCAGCGAGGAAGCGUUCAGCUCCUCUGAGUCAACAGACUCACCAAAUGGGCUUCAUUCAACAACACCAUUCCCCGAUUAUGAUCUCGACGUGGAUGGGAUUGACCCUUUCUUUGGCGUUGAGGCACGACCGCCGACUCCACCAUCCGAACACAUCUUUUCAUCCACCCCAUUAGACGGAACCAAAAUCCCCUCAACUCUUCCCCCUGACACCACUUAUAUGUGUAACACCCGACCGGGCAGCGAUGUGAGCCACCACACGGAACCACCAGAGGAGACGCAGACCACAACUCCACGGCAGGACGCGGAGACACCGGCUGUCGUCGACAAGGAGAGGACGCCCGCCGCCAUCCUGACCGAGAGCGGAAACUUAGCCGAGGAGGCCACGUCGUCGACAAGUGUUUUUGACGAGUCCACCUAUCAGGUGCACGAACACAGCGUCGACAGCAUGGCAGAGGACAAAACGGUGACCGACACUGAACCGGAGUUCUUCACAGCUGUGGCUCACAAAACCAGCACUCCAGCACAGCGGUCCAACCAAGUCACGCAGACGCAGAAUGUAUCAGUGGGCCAGGUUCUACUUCCACAAGGUUCUUUGUCUCCUGCCAUUUCACCUGCACCAGACCAACACACUCCUACCCAUGGUGAGCCUGUUCUGCAGAGUGGAGACCCGGACCUUGUCUCUCAAGGUGCUGUAACCCUCACCACUCCAACCGUUAGUUUUAUAAAUGGUAAACAAGAGAUCACAUUGGAGCCACAGAGUCCUGGCGAAAAAGAGGCCAUAGGCACCCAGAUUAUGACAAAUGUGACGAUAAGUGAUGAAGUAUUUGAUUAUCAAUGGAACAAGCUCCCUGUUGAUAGUUCCACUGAUUCUAUCGAGGAACCCACCGAAGGAGGAAUCGCUACAGAGAUACCAAAUGUUGAUGAAUAUGACACUGAUACAAUCUCAGUAGUUGAAUCAAAGCCUCCUCUCAUAUUCCCUCAAGAGGAUGACAUCACCAAAGUAGGCCCCACACACGAAGACUCAACCUCACUUUCAGUCACAACAGUGGAGGGUACAUCAAAAACGACUGAGGCAGGACCAGCUGCCAUAGAGGGAACGAGUGAUAUCACCAUCGUCUCUGCUGGUUUAGCCUCUACGGCAACACCAGCUGAACCACAGGUCACCAAAACAGCAGAAGAAAGCCAGACAAUAAAAGCUGACCAAGAAACCACCACUAUCAUCUCUGCAUCUGUACAAGACGUGAGAGAUGAGUCAGGGAGGACUCCCACUUCAGUGAAAAGUGACUCAUUAGUGACUCAGACAGAAAAGGAGGAGGACCUUGUUACACGUCCAACUGAGAUCCACACAGCCAGAUAUACAGCAGAAACCACAGAGGAAACAAAGAGCACAUCUGCCACUCCAGCUGCAGAAGACAGCACUCAGUCUACACACAAAACUGCAUCCCAUCCCUCCACUGAUGACGCUGAUGACUCUGAGAGCUCCACUCAAGGUGUGGAGGACGGGAAGGAGACUCGAACCCCAGAAGAAUUUGCCUUCAGCACAACCACUUUUUCAGUGUCUGAAAGUUCUGCUCCUCCUGAACAAACAGCCAAGACUGAGAUAACACCAGCCUUAGAUGUAGAAAGCACUGAAUCAUCAUCAGGUGUUGCACAUACCCUGGCUGGCACAUCAGAGGGAACAGUCAUAAGCCAGGCAGGACAUACAGUCAGUCAAUUACCUUCCAUAUCACCCACUGAGAAAGCUGCAACUGAUGCAGUGUCUUCUUUUGAGGAUAGUUCAAGAGUCCAAGGAGAAAGCACGUUUGGAACCAGUCCUCCAUCACACACAGUUGGUGGCACUGCACAUUCUUUAUUACCGUUAAGCACUACACAUAAAACAGAUGAAGCAACAAGGGAGAGAGAUCUAACAUUACAAACUGUACAAACAGCAGGCGUAGAUAAAACAUCGGUUAUUGCCACUGAGCCAGGUGAAACUCCAGCAACCGCGACUGUACAGGAUGAGAAGAAACAACAGGACACGGCUUCUCCCUCACAUGAAUCUGCUACAACCACUGCUUCCACGUUAUACAAUGCUAUUGAAAUUGUCAAGACAACUAUGGCUUCAUUCACAGGAUUUUUCACUCAGUACUCGACGCAAAGUGAAUCACAAAGUGAUUUACCUGACAAAGAGGCAGUUACCAGUGAGGAAACAUCUACCAGUGUCACAGAUAAUGGGCCUUCAGGAAAUCAAACUUACUCACCUGUGACCACAGCUCAAACACAACCUUCAUCUGUGAGUCUAGUAGGUACAGAAACAGCUUCAUUACAUCUUAGCACUGUUGGAGAGAGUGCAGGUGAUCAAGUCUCAAUUGACAUGCUUGACACAAAGACUGGGACUGAAACUGAAACAAAUGUUUCAUUAGCAGAAUCUGUGACUUCAGCUUCAUUACUUUUCAGUACGAAACGACCAGAUUCAGUAUCUCAUGAUAUACAAACUACAAAUCAGACAAGGGAAGUAACAGUGAUGCCUACAGCGUCCCUGCUGAUCAGUUCUGUAACACCUAUAGAUCAGAUGAGUGAGGAACAAAUCAGUAGUGUCACAAAACAGGCAGACAAUCUUCUCUCUCCAGUUGGUGACAAAACAGGAACAUCUACUGUCACUCCAGUAGAACAGAGCUCAGUUGGCCUAACCUCAGUCAUAGCUAUGACUUCAUCUUCAUUCGUCACUGCAACAACGCUGUCACAGAGAACAAAGGAAAGUGUUGAGACAGAUGAGACAAAAAUAACAGAAAGUACAAGAGACAUUUCCACAUCCAUGCCUUCCCUCAUGACAUCAACCAUGAAAUCUGAAACAGUAUCUAGUAAAGAUUCAUCAACAGAAAUUGUAUCAUACGGAUACAAUACAAGCACUUCCUUUUCAACGAAAACACAAGGGACUGUUACCAUGAGUCAGAUAGAGGAAGAUUCAGUAACUCCAGAGAAAGGUUCGGCUAUCCCAACAAGUGAAAAAGAAAGCUCAUCUGAACAGACAACUGAUGCAUCAAUCAAAGACACUGCAGCCUCUACAGUUUUGUCACUCUUCAGCACAGAGAAGCCUACAGCACUUCCAGUUAGCGACCAAGACAGUGCUGUCACAGAUCAGACUGCAAAGCCCUCAUAUCAUACUGAUGAUUUUUCUUCCACCACUGCAACACAGGGAGAAGGAUCAGGUGACCAAACUCCAGACAUGUUCACUUCAUCCUCCUUUGUCCCUGAUACAUCGUCUUUAUUCAGCACUGUGUCCCCAACAGCACAAUCUCCGCAAACAAAAGAAAGUCUUGGAACAGAUCAGACAAAAUUACCAUCACUUUCAGCAGAACCGCCAGUUUCUACAGUCUCUGAUGAGGUAAUAAGCUCAAGAACAGUGGCACCAAGUUUGCCUUCUUUCAUAUCAUCAACCAUUCAGGGUAUUGAUGAUGAUGAUAUUGUCAGUGAAGUUACAAUGGUUGAGUCCAGUCCGCCCAUCAUAGCAUCAACAAUUAAAUCUGAAACAUCAUCCUUCCUCAUCACAACUGAUAAAGAGAGUUCUGGAGAAGGCACAACUGACUUUACUGAAGACUCAGUCUUCACUACAACUGUUUUCCCUUCAAAGUUGAGUUCAGAGUCACCAUCAGUUACUGUAUCACAGGAAUCCAAAACAGGUGCCGCUUCCUCGGCCACUGUUACAAUUGCUUCAUCACUUUACAGUACUGACAAACCAACUUCAUUGUCAUCUAAAACACAAGAGACUGUUACCAUGAGUCAGACAGAGGAAGAUUCAGUGACACCUGAAAAGGGUUCUGCCUCCCCAACAACUGAUGCAUCAAUCAAAGACACUGCAUCUCCUUCUGUUUCAUCGUUGUUCAGUACAGAGAAGCCAACAGGACUGCCAGUUAGGGACCAAGACAGUGCUGUCACAGAUCAGACUGCAAUGCCCUCGUAUCAGGAUGAUGGUUUUUCUUCCACCACUGCAACACAGGGAGAAGGAUCAGGUGACCAAACACCAGACAUGUUUCGUUCAUCCUCUUUUGUCCCUGAUACAGCUUCAUCCUUAUACAUCACUGUUGCCCCAACAGCACAAUCACCUGGAACAAAAGAAAGUCUUGGAACAGAUCAGACAACAAUAUCAUCACCCUCAGGAGAACCACUGAUUUCUUCAGUCUCUGCGGAAGUGCUUAGAAGCUCAAUAACAUCGACUCAAAGUCCACCUUCUUUCAUAUCAUCAACCAUUCAGGGUAUUGAUGAUGAUGAUGACGAUAUUGUCAGUGAAGUUACAAUGGUUGAGUCCAGUCCGCCCAUCAUAGCAUCAACAAUUAAAUUUGAAACAGCAUCCUUCCUCAUCACAACCGGUACAGAGAGUUCUGGAGAAGGCACAACUGACUUUACUAAAGACUCAGUCUUCACUACAACUGUUUCCCCUUCAAACCUGAGUUCAGGAUCUCCAUCAGUUACUGCAUCACAGGAAUCCAAAACAGGUGCUUCUUCAUCAGCCACUGUUACAAUUGCUUCAUCACUUUACAGUACUGACAAACCAACUUCAUUGUCAUCUAAAACACAAGAGACUGUUACCAUGAGUCAGACAGAGGAAGAUUCAGUGACACCUGAAAAGGGUUCUGCCUCCCCAACAACUGAUGCAUCAAUCAAAGACACUGCAUCUCCUUCUGUUUCAUCGCUGUUCAGCACAGAGAAGCCAACAGCACUGCCAGUUAGGGAACAGGGCAGUGCUGUCACAGAUCAGACUGCAAAGCCCUCAUAUCAUACUGAUGAUUUUUCUUCCACCACUGCAACACAGGGAGAAGGAUCAGGUGACCAAACUCCAGACAUGUUCACUUCAUCCUCCUUUGUCCCUGAUACAUCGUCUUUAUUCAGCACUGUGUCCCCAACAGCACAAUCUCCUCAAACAAAAGAAAGUCUUGGAACAGAUCAGACAAAAUUACCAUCACUUUCAGCAGAACUGCCAGUUUCUACAGUCUCUGAUGAGGUAAUAAGCUCAAGAACAGUGACACCAAGUUUGCCUUCUUUCAUAUCAUCAACCAUUCAGGGUAUUGAUGAUGACAAUAUUGUCAGUGAAGUAACAAUGGUUGAGUCCAGUCCGCCCAUCAUAGCAUCAACCAUUAAAUCUGAAACAGCAUCCUUCCUCAUCACAACUGAUACAGAGAGUUCUGGAGAAGGCACAACUGACUUUACUGAAGACUCAGUCUUCACUACAACUGUUUUCCCUUCAAAAUUGAGUCCAGAGUCAUCAUCAGUUACUGCAUCACAGGAAUCCAAAACAGGUGCUUCUUCCUCGGCCACAGUUACAAUUGCUUCAUCACUUUACAGUACUGACAAACCAACUUCAUUGUCAUUGAAAACACAAGAGUCUGUUACCAUGAGUCAGACAGAGAAAGAUUCAGUGACACCUGAAAAGGGUUCUGCCUCCCCAACAACUGAUGCAUCAAUCAAAGACACUGCAUCUCCUUCUGUUUCAUCGCUGUUCAGCACAGAGAAGCCAACAGCACGGCCAGUUAGCGACCAAGACAGUGCUGUCACAGAUCAGACUGCAAAGCCCUCAUAUCAUACUGAUGAUUUUUCUUCCACCACUGCAACACAGGGAGAAGGAUCAGGUGACCAAACUCCAGAUAUGUUCACUUCAUCCUCCUUUGUCCCUGAUACAUCGUCUUUAUUCAGCACUGUGUCCCCAACAGCACAAUCUCCUCAAACAAAAGAAAGUCUUGGAACAGAUCGGACAAAAUUACCAUCACUUUCAGCAGAACCGCCAGUUUCUACAGUCCCUGAUGAGGUAAUAAGCUCAAGAACAGUGACACCAAGUUUGCCUUCUUUCAUACCAUCAACCAUUCGGGGUAUUGAUGAUGAUGAUGAUGAUAUUGUCAGUGAAGUUACCAGGGUUGAGUCCAGUCCGCCCAUCAUAGCAUCAACCAUGAAAUCUGAAAGAGCAUCCUUCCUCAUCACAACUGAUAAGGAGAGUUCUGGAGAAGGCACUACGGACUUUACUGAAGACUCAGUCUUCACUACAACUGUUUUCCCUUCAAAGUUGAGUUCAGAGUCACCAUCAGUUACUGCAUCACAGGAAUCCAAAACAGGUGCUUCUUCCUCGGCCACUGUUACAAUUGCUUCAUCACUUUAUAGUACUGACAAACCAACUUCAUUGUCAUCUAAAACACAAGAGACUGUUACCAUGGGUCAGACAGAGGAAGAUUCAGUGACACCUGAAAAGGGUUCUGCCUCCCCAACAACUGAUGCAUCAAUGAAAGACACUGCAUCUCCUUCUGUUUCAUCGCUGUUCAGCACAGAGAAGCCAACAGCACUGCCAGUUAGGGAACAGGGCAGUGCUGUCACAGAUCAGACUGCAAAGCCCUCAUAUCAGACUGAUGAUUUUUCUUCCACCACUGCAACACAGGGAGAAGGAUCAGGUGACCAAACUCCAGACAUGUUCACUUCAUCCUCCUUUGUCCCUGAUACAUCGUCUUUAUUCAGCACUGUGUCCCCAACAGCACACUCUCCUCAAACAAAAGAAAGUCUUGGAACAGAUCAGACAAAAUUACCAUCACUUUCAGCAGAACCGCCAGUUUCUACAGUCUCUGAUGAGGUAAUAAGCUCAAGAACAGUGACACCAAGUUUGCAUUCUUUCAUAUCAUCAACCAUUCAGGGUAUUGAUGAUGACAAUAUUGUCAGUGAAGUAACAAUGGUUGAGUCCAGUCCGCCCAUCAUAGCAUCAACCAUUAAAUCUGAAACAGCCUCCUUCCUCAUCACAACUGAUACAGAGAGUUCUGGUGAAGGCACAACUGACUUUCCUGAAGACUCAGUCUUCACUACAACUGUUUUCCCUUCAAAAUUGAGUCCAGAGUCAUCAUCAGUUACUGCAUCACAGGAAUCCAAAACAGGUGCUUCUUCCUCGGCCACAGUUACAAUUGCUUCGUCACUUUACAGUACUGAAAAACCAACUUCAUUGUCAUUGAAAACACAAGAGUCUGUUACCAUGAGUCAGACAGAGAAAGAUUCAGUGACACCUGAAAAGGGUUCUGCCUCCCCAACAACUGAUGCAUCAAUCAAAGACACUGCAUCUCCUUCUGUUUCAUCGCUGUUCAGCACAGAGAAGCCAACAGCACGGCCAGUUAGCGACCAAGACAGUGCUGUCACAGAGCAGACUGCAAAGCCCUCAUAUCAUACUGAUGAUUUUUCUUCCACCACUGCAACACAGGGAGAAGGAUCAGGUGACCAAACUCCAGACAUGUUCACUUCAUCCUCCUUUGUCCCUGAUACAUCGUCUUUAUUCAGCACUGUGUCCCCAACAGCACAAUCUCCUCAAACAAAAGAAAGUCUUGGAACAGAUCAGACAAAAUUACCAUCACUUUCAGCAGAACCGCCAGUUUCUACAGUCUCUGAUGAGGUAAUAGGCUCAAGAACAGUGACACCAAGUUUGCCUUCUUUCAUAUCAUCAACCAUUCGGGGUAUUGAUGAUGAUGAUGAUGAUAUUGUCAGUGAAGUUACCAGGGUUGAGUCCAGUCCGCCCAUCAUAGCAUCAACCAUGAAAUCUGAAAGAGCAUCCUUCCUCAUGACAACUGAUAAGGAGAGUUCUGGAGAAGGCACUACGGACUUUACUGAAGACUCAGUCUUCACUACAACUGUUUUCCCUUCAAAGUUGAGUUCAGAGUCACCAUCAGUUACUGCAUCACAGGAAUCCAAAACAGGUGCUUCUUCCUCGGCCACUGUUACAAUUGCUUCAUCACUUUAUAGUACUGACAAACCAACUUCAUUGUCAUCUAAAACACAAGAGACUGUUACCAUGAGUCAGACAGAGGAAGAUUCAGUGACACCUGAAAAGGGUUCUGCCUCCCCAACAACUGAUGCAUCAAUGAAAGACACUGCAUCUCCUUCUGUUUCAUCGCUGUUCAGCACAGAGAAGCCAACAGCACUGCCAGUUAGCGACCAAAACCGUGCUGUCACAGAUCAGACGGCAAAGCCCUCAUAUCAGACUGAUGAUUUUUCUUCCACCACUGCAACACAGGGAGAAGGAUCAGGUGACCAAACUCCAGACAUGUUCACUUCAUCCUCCUUUGACCCUGAUACAUCGUCUUUAUUCAGCACUGUGUCCCCAGAAGCACAAUCUCCUCAAACAAAAGAAAGUCUUGGAAUAGAUCAGACAAAAUUACCAUCACUUUCAGCAGAACCGCCAGUUUCUACAGUCUCUGAUGAGGUAAUAAGCUCAAGAACAGUGACACCAAGUUUGCCUUCUUUCAUAUCAUCAACCAUUCGGGGUAUUGAUGAUGAUGAUGAUGAUGAUAUUGUCAGUGAAGUUACAAGGGUUGAGUCCAGUCCGCCCAUCAUAGCAUCAACCAUGAAAUCUGAAACAGCAUCCUUCCUCAUCACAACUGAUAAAGAGAGUUCUGGAGAAGGCACAACUGACUUUCCUGAAGACUCAGUCUUCACUACAACUAUUUUCCCUUCAAAGUUGAGUUCAGAGUUACCAUCAGUUACUGCAUCACAGGAAUCCAAAACAGGUGCUUCUUCCUCGGCCACUGUUACAAUUGCUUCAUCACUUUACAGUACUGACAAGCCAACUUCAUUGUCAUCUAAAACACAAGAGACUGUUACCAUGAGUCAGACAGAGGAAGAUUCAGUGACACCUGAAAAGGGUUCUGCCUCCCCAACAACUGAUGCAUCAAUCAAAGACACUGCAUCUCCUUCUGUUUCAUCGUUGUUCAGUACAGAGAAGCCAACAGGACUGCCAGUUAGGGACCAAGACAGUGCUGUCACAGAUCAGACUGCAAUGCCCUCGUAUCAGGAUGAUGGUUUUUCUUCCACCACUGCAACACAGGGAGAAGGAUCAGGUGACCAAACUCCAGACAUGUUUCCUUCAUCCUCUUUUGUCCCUGAUACAGCUUCCUCCUUAUACAUCACUGUUGCCCCAACAGCACAAUCACCUGGAACAAAAGAAAGUCUUGGAACAGAUCAGACGACAAUAUCAUCAACCUCAAGAGAACCACUGAUUUCUUCAGUCUCUGCGGAAGUGCUUAGAAGCUCAAUAACAUCGACUCAAAGUCCACCUUCUUUCAUAUCAUCAACCAUUCAGGGUAUUGAUGAUGACAAUAUUGUCAGUGAAGUUACAAUGGUUGAGUCCAGUCCGCCCAUCAUAGCAUCAACCAUGAAAUCUGAAACGGCAUCCUUCCUCAUCACAACUGAUACAGAGAGUUCUGGAGAAGGCACAACUGACUUUAUUGAAGACUCAGUCUUCACUACAACUGUUUUCCCUUCAAAAUUGAGUCCAGAGUCAUCAUCAGUUACUGCAUCACAGGAAUCCAAAACAGGUGCUUCUUCCUCGGCCACUGUUACAAUUGCUUCGUCACUUUACAGUACUGAAAAACCAACUUCAUUGUCAUUGAAAACACAAGAGUCUGUUACCAUGAGUCAGACAGAGAAAGAUUCAAUGACACCUGAAAAGGGUUCUGCCUCCCCAACAACUGAUGCAUCAAUCAAAGACACUGCAUCUCCUUCUGUUUCAUCGCUGUUCAGCACAGAGAAGCCAACAGCACUGCCAGUUAGCGACCAAGACCGUGCUGUCACAGAUCAGACUGCAAAGCCCUCAUAUCAUACUGAUGAUUUUUCUUCCACCACUGCAACACAGGGAGAAGGAUCAGGUGACCAAACUCCAGACAUGUUCACUUCAUCCUCCUUUUUCCCUGAUACAUCGUCUUUAUUCAGCACUGUGUCCCCAACAGCACAAUCUCCUCAAACAAAAGAAAGUCUUGGAACAGAUCAGACAAAAUUACCAUCACUUUCAGCAGAACCGCCAGUUUCUACAAUCUCUGAUGAGGUAAUAAGCUCAAGAACAGUGGCACCAAGUUUGCCUUCUUUCAUAUCAUCAACCAUUCAGGGUAUUGAUGAUGACGAUAUUGUCAGUGAAGUUACAAUGGUUGAAUCUAGUCCAUCCAUCAUGGCAUCAACCAUUAAAUCUGAAACGGCAUCUUUCCUCAUCGCAACCGAUACAGAGAGUUCUGGCGAAGGCACUACGGACUUUACUGAAGACUCAGUCUUCACUACAACUGUUUUCCCUUCAAAGUUGAGUUCACAGUCACCAUCAGUUACUGCAUCACAGGAAUCCAAAACAGGUGCUCCUUCCUUGGCCACUGUUACAAUUGCUUCAUCACUUUACAGUACUGACAAACCAACUUCAUUGUCAUCUAAAACACAAGAGACUGUUACCAUGAGUCAGACAGAGAAAGAUUCAGUGACACCUGAAAAGAGUUCUGCCUCCCCAACAACUGAUGCAUCAAUCAAAGACACUGCAUCUCCUUCUGUUUCAUCGCUGUUUAGCACAGAGACGCCAACGGCACUACCAGUUAGGGAACAGGGCAGUGCUGUCACAGAUCAGACUGCAAAGCCCUCAUAUCAGACUGAUGAUUUUUCUUCCACCACUGUAACACAGGGAGAAGGAUCAGGUGACCAAACUCCAGACAUGUUCACUUCAUCCUCCUUUGUCCCUGAUACAGCUUCAUCCUUAUACAUCACUGUUGCCCCAACAGCACAAUCACCUGGAACGAAAGAAAGUCUUGGAACAGAUCAGACAAAAUUACCAUCACUUUCAGCAGAACCGCCAGUUUCUACGGUCUCUGAUGAGGUAAUAAGCUCAAGAACAGUGGCACCAAGUUUACCUUCUUUCAUAUCAUCAACCAUUCGGGGUAUUGAUGAUGAUGGUGAUGAUAUUGUCAGUGAAGUUACAAGGGUUGAGUCCAGUCCACCCAUCAUAGCAUCAACAAUUGAAUUUGAAACAGCAUCCUUCCUCAUCACAACUGAUAAAGAGAGUUCUGGAGAAGGCACAACUGACUUUACUGAAGACUCUGUCUUCACUACAACUAUUUUCCCUUCAAAGUUGAGUUCAGAGUCACCAUCAGUUACUGCAUCGCAGGAAUCCAAAACAGGUGCCUCUUCCUCGGCCAUUUUUACAAUUGCUUCAUCACUUUACAGUACUGACAAACCAACUUCAUUGUCAUCUAAAACACAAGAGACUGUUACCAUGAGUCAGACAGAGGAAGAUUCAGUGACACCUGAAAAGAGUUCUGCCUCCCCAACAACUGAUGCAUCAAUCAAAGACACUGCAUCUCCUACUGUUUCAUCGUUGUUCAGUACAGAGAAGCCAACAGCACUGCCAGUUAGGGACCAAGACAGUGCUGUCACAGAUCAGACUGCAAAGCCCUCAUAUCAGACUGAUGAUACUUCUUCCCCCACUUCAGUACAUGAAGAGGGAUCAGGUGUCCAAACACCAGACAUGUUUACUUCAUCCUAUUUUGUCCCUGAUACAUCUUCAUCCUUAUACAGCACUGUGUCCCCACAAGCACAAACACCUGAAGCAAAAGAAAGUCUUGGAACAGAUCAGACAGCAAUAUCAUCCCCCUCAGGAGAACCACUGAUUUCUUCAGUCUCUGAGGAAGUGCAAAGAAGCUCAAUAACAGCGACUCAAAGUCCACCUUCUUUCAUAUCAUCAACCAUUAAGGGUAUUGAUGAUGAAGAUGGUAUCAGUGAAGUUACAAUGGUUGAGUCUAGUCCAUCCGUCAUAGCAUCAACCAUAAAAUCUGAAAGAGCAUCCUUCCUCAUCACAACCGGUACAGAGAGUUCUGGAGAAGGCACAACUGACUUUACUGAAGACUCAGUCUUCACUACAACUGUUUCCCCUUCAAACCUGAGUUCAGAGUCUCCAUCAGUUACUGCAUCACAGGAAUCCAAAACAGGUGCUUCUUCAUCAGCCACUGUUACAAUUGCUUCAUCACUUUACAGUACUGACAAACCAACUUCAUUGUCAUCUAAAACACAAGAGACUGUUACCAUGAGUCAGACAGAGGAAGAUUCAGUGAAACCUGAAAAGGGUUCUGCCUCCCCAACAACUGAUGCAUCAAUCAAAGACACUGCAUCUCCUUCUGUUUCAUCGUUGUUCAGCACAGAGAAGCCAACAGCACUGCCAGUUAGGGAACAGGGCAGUGCUGUCACUGAUCAGACUGCAAAGCCCUUGUAUCAGACUGAUGAUUUUUCUUCCACCACUGCAACACAGGGAGAAGGAUCAGGUGAACAAACUCCAGACAUGUUCACUUCAUCCUCCUUUUUCCCUGAUACAUCAUCUUUAUUCAGCACUGUGUCCCCAACAGCACAAUCUCCUCAAACAAAAGAACUUCUUGGAACAGAUCAGACAAAAUUACCAUCACUUUCAGCAGAACCGCAAGUUUCUACAGUCUCUGAUGAGGUAAUAAGCUCAAAAAAAGUGACUCCAAGUUUGCCUUCUUUCAUAUCAUCCACCAUUCAGGAUAUUGAUGAUGACAAUAUUGUCAGUGAAGUUACAAUGGUUGAAUCUAGUCCAUCCAUCAUAGCAUCAACCAUGAAAUCUGAAAGAGCACCCUUCCUCAUCACAACUGAUACAGAGAGUUCUGGAGAAGGCACAACUGACUUUACUGAAGACUCAGUCUUCACUACAACUGUUUUCCCUUCAAAGUUGAGUCCAGAGUCACCAUCAUUUACUGCAAUAGAUGAAUCCAAACCAAGUGAUUCUUUCUCAGCCACUGUUACAAUUGCUUCAUCACUUCACAGUACUGACAAACCAACUUCAUUGUCAUCUAAAACACAAGAGAGUGUUACCAUGAGUCAGACAGAGGAAGAUUCAGUGACGCUUGAAAAGAAAUCUUCCUCCCCAACAACUGAUGCAUCUAUCAAAGACACUGCAUCUCCUUCUGUUUCAUCGCUGUUCAGCACAGAGAAGCCAACAGCACUGCCAGUUAGGGAACAGGGCAGUGCUGUCACAGAUCAGACUGCAAAGCCCUCAUAUCAGACUGAUGAUUUUUCUUCCACCACUGCAACACAGGGAGAAGGAUCAGGUGACCAAACUCCAGACAUGUUCACUUCAUCCUCUUUUGUCCCUGAUACAUCGUCUUUAUUCAGCACUGUGUCCCCAACAGCACAAUCUACUCAAACAAAAGAAAGUCUUGGAACAGAUCAGACAAAAUUACCAUCACUUUCAGCAGAACCGCCAGUUUCUACAGUCUCUGAUGAGGUAAUAAGCUCAAGAACAGUGACACCAAGUUUGCCUUCUUUCAUAUCAUCAACCAUUCAGGGUAUUGAUGAUGACGAUAUUGUCAGUGAAGUUACAAUGGUUGAGUCCAGUCCGCCCAUCAUAGCAUCAACUAUUAAAUCUGAAACAUCAUCCUUCCUCAUCACAACCGAUAAAGAGAGUUCUGGAGAAGGCACAACUGACUUUACUGAAGACUCAGUCUUCACUACAACUGUUUUCCCUUCAAACCUGAGUUCACGGUCUCCAUCAGUUACUGCAUCACAGGAAUCCAAAACAGGUGCUUCUUCAUCAGCCACUGUUACAAUUGCUUCAUCACUUUACAGUACAGACGAACCAACUGCAUUGUCAUCUCAAACACAAGAGACUGUUACCAUGAGUCAGACAGAGGAAGAUUCAGUGACGCUUGAAAAGAAAUCUUCCUCCCCAACAACUGAUGCAUCAAUCAAAGACACUGCAUCUCCUUCUGUUUCAUCGCUGUUCAGCACAGAGAAGCCAACAGCACGGCCAGUUAGGGACCAAGACAGUGCUGUCACAGAUCAGACCGCAAAGCCCUCAUAUCAGACUGAUGAUUUUUCUUCCACCACUGCAACACAGGGAGAAGGAUCAGGUGACCAAACUCCAGACAUGUUCACUUCAUCCUCCUUUGUCCCUGAUACAUCGUCUUUAUUCAGCACUGUGUCCCCAACAGCACACUCUCCUCAAACAAAAGGAAGUCUUGGAACAGAUCAGACAAAAUUACCAUCACUUUCAGCAGAACCGCCCGUUUCUACAGUCUCUGAUGAGGUAAUAAGCUUAAGAACAGUGGCACCAAGUUUGCCUUCUUUCAUAUCAUCAACCAUUCGGGGUAUUGAUGAUGAUGAUGAUGAUAUUGUCAGUGAAGUUACAAGGGUUGAGUCUAGUCCACCCAUCAUAGCAUCAACCAUUAAAUCUGAAAGAGUAUCCUUCCUCAUCACAACUGAUACAGAUAGUUCUGGAGAAGGCACAACUGACUUUACUGAAGACUCAGUCUUCACUACAACUGUUUUCCCUUCAAAGUUGAGUUCACAGUCACCAUCAAUCACUGCAUCACAGGAAUCCAAAACAGGUGCUUCUUCCUCGGCCACUGUUACAAUUGCUUCAUCACUUUACAGUACUGACAAACCAACUUCAUUGUCAUCUAAAACACAAGAGACUGUUACCAUGAGUCAGACAGAGGAAGAUUCAGUGACACCUGAAAAGAGUUCUGCCUCCCCAACAACUGAUGCAUCAAUCAAAGACACUGCAUCUCCUUCUGUUUCAUCGCUGUUCAGCACAGAGAAGCCAACAGCACUGCCAGUUAGGGAACAUGACAGUGCUGCCACAGAUCAGACUGCAAAGCCCUCAUAUCAGACUGUUGAUACUUCUUCCCCCACUUCAGUACAUGAAGAGGGAUCAGGUGUCCAAACACCAGACAUGUUUACUUCAUCCUAUUUUGUCCCUGAUACAUCUUCAUCCUUAUACAGCACUGUGUCCCCACAAGCACAAACACCUGAAGCAAAAGAAAGUCUUGGAACAGAUCAGACAGCAAUAUCAUCCCCCUCAGGAGUACCACCAAUGUCUGCAGUCUCUGAUGAAGUGCUAAGAAGCUCAAUAACAUUGACUCAAAGUCCACCUUCUUUCAUAUCAUCAACCAUUCAGGAUAUUGAUUAUGAAGAUAUUGUCAGUGAAGUUACAAUGGUUGAGUCCAGUCCAUCCAUCAUAGCAUCAACCAUAAAAUCUGGAACGGCAUCCUUCCUCAUCACAACAGACACAGAUAGUUCUGGAGAAGGCACAACUGACUUUACUGAAGACUCAGUCUUCACUACAACUGUUUUCCCUUCAAAAUUGAGUUCACAGUCACCAUCAGUUACUGCAUCACAGGAAUCCAAAACAGGUGCUUCUUCAUCAGCCACUGGUACAAUUGCUUCAUCACUUUACAGUACUGACAAACCAACAUCAUUGCCAUCUAAAACACAAGCGACCGUUACCAUGAGUCAGACAGAGGGAGAUUCAGUGACGCCUGAAAAGGGUUCUGCCUCCCCAACAACUGAUGGAGAAAGCUCAAGUGAACAGACAACUGAUGCAUCAAUCAAAGACACUGCAUCUCCUUCUGUUUCAUCGCUGUUCAGCACAGAGAAGCCAACAGCACUGCCAGUUAGGGACCAAGACAGUGCUGUCACAGAUCAGACUGCAAAGCCCUCAUAUCAGACUGUUGAUACUUCUUCCCCCACUUCAGUACAUGAAGAGGGAUCAGGUGUACAAACACCAGACAUGUUCACUUCAUCCUAUUUUGUCCCUGAUACAUCUUCAUCCUUAUACAGCACUGUGUCCCCAACAGCACAAACACCUGAAGCAAAAGAAAGUCCUGCAACAGAUCAGACAACAAUAUCACCCCCCUCAGGAGAACCACCAAUGUCUGCAGUCUCUGAUGAGGUGCUAAGAAGCUCAAUAAUGUUGACUCAAAGUCCACCUUCUUUCAUAUCAUCAACCAUUCAGGGUAUUGAUGAUGAGAAUAUUGUCAGUGAAGUUACAAUGGUUGAGUCUAGUCCAUCCAUCCUAGCAUCAACCAUAAAAUCUGGAACGGCAUCCUUCCUCAUCACAACAGACACAGAGAGUUCUGGAGAAGGCACAACUGACUUUACUAAAGACUCAGUCUUCACUACAACUGUUUUCCCUUCAAAAUUGAGUUCACAGUCCCCAUCAGUUACUGCAUCACAGGAAUCCAAAACAGGUGCUUCUUCAUCAGCCACUGUUACAAUUGCUUCAUCACUUUACAGUACUGACAAACCGGCAUCAUUGCCAUCUAAAACACAAGAGGCUGUUACCAUGAGUCAGACAGAGGAAGAUUCAGUGACGCCUGAAAAGAGUUCUGCCUCCCCAACAACUGAUGGAGAAAGCUCAAGUGAACAGACAACUGAUGCAUCAAUGAAAGACACUGCAUCUCCUUCGGUUUCAUCGCUGUUCAGCACAGAGAAGCCAACAGCAUUGCCAGUUAGGGACCAAGACAGUGCUGUCACAGAUCAGACUGCAAAGCCCUCAUAUCAGACUGAUGAUUUUUCCUCCACCACUGCAACACAGGGUGAAGGAUCAGGUGACCAAACACCAGAAUUGUUCACUUCAUCCUCCUUUGUCCCUGAUCCAUUGUCUUUAUUUAGCACUGUGUCCCCAACAGCACAAUCUCCUCAAACAAAAGAACUUCUUGGAACAGAUCAGACAAAAUUACCAACACUUUCAGCAGAACCGCCAGUUUCUACAGUCCCUGAUGAGGUAAUAAGCUCAAAAACAGUGACUCCAAGUUUACCUUCUUUCAUAUCGUCAACCAUUCAGGGUAUUGAUGAUGACGAUAUUGUCAGUGAAGUUACAAUGGUUGAGUCUAGUCCACCCAUCAUAGCAUCAACCAUUAAAUCUGAAACAUCAUCCUUCCUCAUCACAACUGAUACAGAGAGUUCUGGUGAAGGCACAACUGACUUUACUGUAGACUCAGUCUUCACUACAACUGUUUUCCCUUCAAUCUUGAGUUCACAGUCACCAUCCGUUACUGCAUCACAGGAAUCCAAAACAGGUGCGUCUUCAUCAGCCACUGUUACAAUUGCUUCAUCACUUUACAGUACUGACAAACCAACUUCAUUGUCAUCUAAAACACAAGAGACUGUUACCAUGAGUCAGACAGAGGAAGAUUCAGUGACACCUGAAAAGAGUUUUGCCUCCCCAACAACUGAUGCAUCAAUCAAAGACACUGCAUCUCCUUCUGUUUCAUCACUGUUCAGCACAGAGAAGCCAACAGCACGGCCAGUUAGCGACCAAGACAGUGCUGUCACAGAUCAGACUGCAAAGCCCUCAUAUCAGACUGUUGAUACUUCUUCCCCCACUUCAGUACAUGAAGAGGGAUCAGGUGUCCAAACACCAGACAUGUUCACUUCAUCCUAUUUUGUCCCUGAUACAUCUUCAUCCUUAUACAGCACUGUGUCCCCAACAGCACAAACACCUGAAGCAAAAGAAAGUCCUGCAACAGAUCAGACAACAAUAUCACCCCCCUCAGGAGUACCACCAAUGUCUGCAGUCUCUGAUGAGGUGCUAAGAAGCUCAAUAACGUUGACUCAAAGUCCACCUUCUUUCAUAUCAUCAACCAUUCUGGGUAUUGAUGAUGAGAAUAUUGUCAGUGAAGUUACAAUGGUUGAGUCCAGUCCAUCCAUCCUAGCAUCAACCAUAAAAUCUGGAACGGCAUCCUUCCUCAUCACAACAGACACAGAUAGUUCUGGAGAAGGCACAACUGACUUUACUGAAGACUCAGUCUUCACUACAACUGUUUUCCCUUCAAAAUUGAGUUCACAGUCACCAUCAGUUACUGCAUUACAGGAAUCCAAAACAGGUGCUUCUUCAUCAGCCACUGUUACAAUUGCUUCAUCACUUUACAGUACUGACAAACCAACAUCAUUGCCAUCUAAAACACAAGAGACUGUUACCAUGAGUCAGACAGAGGAAGAUUCAGUGAUACCUGAAAAGGAUACUGCCUCCCCAACAACUGAUGCAUCAAUGAAAGACACUGCAUCUCCUUCUGUUUCAUCGCUGUUCAGCACAGAGAAGCCAACAGCACUGCCAGUUAGGGACCAAGACAGUGUUGUCACAGAUCAGACUGCAAAGCCCUCAUAUCAGACUGAUGAUUUUUCCUCCACCACUGCAACACAGGGAGAAGGAUCAGGUGACCAAACACCAGAAAUGUUCACUUCAUCCUCCUUUGUCCCUGAUCCAUUGUCUUUAUUUAGCACUCUGACCCCAACAGCACCAUCACUUGGAUCAAAAGAAAGUCUUGGAACAGAUCAGACAAAAUUGCCAUCACUUUCAGCAGAACCGCCAGUUUCUACAGUCUCUGAUGAGGUAAUAAGCUCAAAAACAGUGACUCCAAGUUUACCUUCUUUCAUAUCAUCAACCAUUCAGGGUAUUGAUGAUGACUAUAUUGUCAGUGAAGUUACAAUGGUUGAGUCUAGUCCACCCAUCAUAGCAUCAACAAAUAAAUCUGAAACAGCAUCUUUCCUCAUCACAACUGAUACAGAGAGUUCUGGAGAAGGCACAACUGACUUUACUGAAGACUCAGUCUUCACUACUACUGUUUUCCCUUCAAACUUGAGUUCACAGUCACCAACCGUUACUGCAUCACAGGAAUCCAAAACAGGUGCUUCUUCAUCAGCCACUGUUACAAUUGCUUCAUCACUUUACAGUACUGACAAACCAACUUCAUUGUCAUCUAAAACACAAGAGACUGUUACCAUGAGUCAGACAGAGAAAGAUUCAGUGACACCUGAAAAGAGUUUUGCCUCCCCAACAACUGAUGCAUCAAUCAAAGACACUGCAUUUCCUUCUGUUUCAUCGCUGUUCAGCACAGAGAAGCCAACAGCACUGCCAGUUAGCGACCAAGACAGUGCUGUCACAGAUCAGACUGCAAAGCCCUCAAAUCAGACUGUUGUUACUUUUUCCCCCACUUCAGUACAUGAAGAGGGAUCAGGUGUCCAAACACCAGACAUGUUCACUUCAUCCUAUUUUGUCCCUGAUACAUCUUCAUCCUUAUACAGCACUGUGUCCCCAACAGCACAAACACCUGAAGCAAAAGAAAGUCCUGCAACAGAUCAGACAACAAUAUCACCCCCCUCAGGAGUACCACCAGUGUCUGCAGUCUCUGAUGAGGUGCUAAGAAGCUCAAUAAUGUUGACUCAAAGUCCACCUUCUUUCAUAUCAUCCACCAUUCAGGGUAUUGAUGAUGAGAAUAUUGUCAGUGAAGUUACAAUGGUUGAGUCCAGUCCAUCCAUCCUAGCAUCAACCAUAAAAUCUGGAACGGCAUCCUUCCUCAUCACAACAGACACAGAUAGUUCUGGAGAAGGCACUACGGACUUUACUGAAGACUCAGUCUUCACUACAACUGUUUUCCCUUCAAAGUUGAGUUCACAGUCCCCAUCAGUUACUGCAUCACAGGAAUCCAAAACAGGUGCUUCUUCAUCAGCCACUGGUACAAUUGCUUCAUCACUUUACAGUACUGACAAACCAACUUCAUUGCCAUCUAAAACACAAGCAACCGUUACCAUGAGUCAGACAGAGGGAGAUUCAGUGACGCCUGAAAAGAGUUCUGCCUCCCCAACAACUGAUGGAGAAAGCUCAAGUGAACAGACAACUGAUGCAUCAAUCAAAGACACUGCAUCUCCUUCUGUUUCAUCGCUGUUCAGCACAGAUAAGCCAACAGCACUGCCAGUUAGGGACCAAGACAGUGCUGUCACAGAUCAGACUGCAAAGCCUUCAUAUCAGACUGAUGAUUUUUCCUCCACCACUGCAACACAGGGAGAAGGAUCUGGUGACCAAACACCAGAAAUGUUCACUUCAUCCUCUUUUGUCCCUGAUCCAUCAUCUUUAUUUACCACUCUGACCCCAACAGCACCAUCACCUGGAUCAACAGAACGUCUUGGAACAGAUCAGACAACAAUACCAUCACCUUCAGGAGAACCACUGGAUUCUACAGUCUUUGAUGAGUCAUUGAGGAGCCAGAUAACAAUGACUCCAAGAGUUUCUAUUUCUAUUUCACCCACCAUACAGGGCACUGAUGAAGAUUUUGUCAGUGAAGUUACAAUGGUUGAGUCUAGUCCAUCCAUCAUGUCAUCAACCAUAAAAUCUGAAACAGCAUCCUUCCUCAUCACAACCGUUACAGAGAGUUCUGCAGAAGGCACAACUGAUCUUACUGAAGACUCAACUGCAGCUCCUGCUGCUUCAUCACUCAGCACAGAGAAGACUACAGGAUUGUCUGGUGUUGCCACUUUCCCUGUUUCCACACAAAGUACAAAGAGCACUGCUACUGUCACAAGUAUUCCCUCUACAUUUGGAACCUCACAACCCUUGGCAAUCCCCAGUGUCGCCUUAAUGGAAACAUCUACUUACAUUGACAUGGAGGCCUCUGGCUCUGGUGCAGAAGAUUUGGAGUCAAGUACAGAUGGUUCCGGUGAAGAGUUACCAGCUGAAAGUACCGCACAACCCCAGGGUGGAUUUAGAUUUGUAACAGAUGAGGCUGAAAAAGAUGAGCCUGAGAGUACAUCUGAUAUCUUAAGUACUGGAUCCUCAAAUUACUCAAGCACAGGUACUAUUGAAGGAUUGUCAUCAACCCAAUAUCCACACAUGACAGGCACUGACAUUUACAUCAGUAAGGAGACUUUUAUGGAGGAUAAGACUUCAAGUGAUGGCUUAUUUGACGUUUCUACUACAUUUGUACCAGUAACAAGUCCUCUGAUGUCCAUUACUGUAGAAACUACCAUGCAAACCACAGUGCCUGUUAGUGAUGUUGCUGCCCCAGAGGAGCAAAUGAAAAAUGCAUCAGUUGACAAUGCCAAUGCACAAGCUCUCACUGGUACUCCAGCUUCUUCCCUAUAUAGCACAGAAAAGACUACAGCAAUGUUUCUAGAAAUCCACACAUCAACAGCUCUAAGCAGUUCAGCUGAUAUAUUCUCUGAGACAUCUUCAGUGUUACCAUCAGCUGUUGACAACACGGGGAUUCCAGAUACUGAAAAGAGUACAGCAUCUCCAUCGUUCAGCGUAGAGACACCUUUAACAGCAAUAACAUCUGUCACAGAGAAGCCAAAUAUCACAACAUUGUUAACUGUCAUACCUGCCCAGCCAACCGGCACAUUACUUACAACUGAUAAAUCAACUCCUUUCACAGACGAGGAGGCUUCUGGUGACCAAACCACUGCGAUAUUUACUUCAAACCCAUCAGUGAUUAAGAGUGUUACAUUUGGUGAAGCAACAGGUGAAACUGAAACCCUUAUUUCAGUCACGCCAGAUUUUCAUGAACAGGUUUCCUCACAGGUGUCUGAAAUCACUUCUGGUACCUUCAUGUCUGAAACAACUCAGCGACCUGCAUUAAGUACUGAGAAGGUUGAAGGUACUGUAGGUGAACAUAUAACGCAGACCUUGUUUACAUCUAUGUCCUCUCAUACAACUGAAGCCUCAGCUAGUGAUCACUCUACAUCUGACUUCACCACGCUUAGCUCUAGCAGUGAAAAGCCAGAUGAACUCACACCAAUGUCCACCCCAAUUCCCUCCAUUAUAUAUCAGAGCAUUACAGACCAACAGGUCGUGAUAAUCACUCCCAGUAGCAGCAAACCCAAGACUGACCUAACUGAACAAACCCCUACCAUGGUCUUGCAUAUGUCUAAACCAUCGACCAGCACAACCGUCAUAUUCACAGAGGAUUCCACAGAUGAAGAGGAGCUGUUCUCUGCAGUUACAGGUGGUAUGAGUGAAGGCAUCACCAUUCCUAGGCUCAUCACCGAAGACAAAAUUAUCAUUGAUGCAGAUACUAUCUCCAUGGUACCCUCUCAAGAUCACCCAACCAUCCAGACAGAAGAAGCUGGAGGCGUCACAGCAAUUACAAUGACACAAACACUGGAGAGAACAGUAGAACCAGAGGGUUCAGGAAGUGAUAGUGCCACCUUUUUCACCACUUCACCUGUAUCAUUUGUUUCAACAUCCUCUGAAUAUUCACAGCCCACUUCGAAUACAUCAGCUGUGGAACCCGUUUCUACUACUGAGACAUCAAGUGAAGAGAUGGUCACAUCAUCACUACAUUCUAUUUCAGUUACUACUGUGUGCACAAAGUCAGGCUUUGAGGAAGCAAAUGAUUUACCUACAUCACAUACAGUUUUCUCUAGCGAGACUCAUACAACCACAAAUACUGACAUUACAGAUAAAACCUUAAGUUCCUCCUUUUCCGCUUCAGUCCCUGUUACACCUGUGUCAAUUGAACCUGGAACAGUUGAAACAUCCAGUGAAGAAUCUGAUGAUAAUUACACUGGCACUGAUCACUCCGAGGAAGGCUCUGGGAUGGCUACAUCAUGGACUAAUUUAGCUGUUACUGUGAGUGAAUCAGCAGUAACUGAAAAACUAGUGACAUCUACAGCGUCCUCACUGUUCAGCACUGAGAAACCCACUGUUGCACCUGACACGAUAGAUAUGGAUGCAACACUCCGGACUGGUGUAACAGCCACAUCACUGGAAGAUAGAACUCAUCAACCAAGCCAAGCGCCUUUAACUAAAGAAGUUUCAACUGAUAAUCAGCGGAGCUCAGAUGAAGACAGUGAAGUCCAGGGAACCUCAACUCUUGCUGUAAUAACUUCUGAUGAAAUAGAAGUUUCUAGGGGGCCUUUUGAUGCUACAUCUAUAACUCCAGAACCGAGAGCUGAAAAGUCUACAAACCCUGAAGAAGAAACAUCAGUUGUUGAGUCAAGCUCAGCAUAUCCAUCAGAGAGUUCAAGUGAACAAGCUCAGGAAUCAGCAGUUACAAAGCAAACACAACAUACUAUAUCCUCUACUGUCCCGUCACUGUUCAGCCCUGAGACUCCAUUGGUGGCCUCCAUAUUAGUUUCCACCGAUAAAAACACUUCAUCAUCUGAGAAUGAGGAAAUCUCUGUAUCACCAGAAGCAAGUAUUAUUCCAGAGGAUGGUUCAAGUGAUGAGACAUCAAGUAUCUUUGAUUCCGACUCUGUCACUCCAUCGAUUUCAUCACAGUCUGGUACGGUUAAGAUUGAUAGCAUCACCCAAACUGAUCGGCUAGCCCCAUCUACAUAUGGACAAACCACAGAUGUGAAGUCAGCUAAGACCUUAUUCAGUGAACCAUAUACAACACAACACCCUGCUGAGACCAGCGCCAAGUCAACAGUGAUGCCAACUUCUUUUGAGUCAGGAUCAAUGAGCUCUGAACAUGAAGACACCCAAGGUUCAGACCAAACCAGUAUGGAUCUACCCACUGCUGUUACACAGGCUGCUGACAUUUCUACAAGCUUAGAGAGUAAAAAAGCAGUUGCCACAAGCCCAGUUGACCAAAUUUCCAUUGAGUCUAGUCCAGCUGUCCUUUCCACAUUAGCACCAUCACAGCCUGAUGUUACGGUCCAAUUUGCUACAACAGUUUCCCCUGUACAACGCCUAACAACCCCCCAGGAAUCAUUUGAACAAGUGAAGUCAGAGAUCACACUAACUCACCGUCCCCACACUGAUCUUUCCUCAGUGUCACUGACCACAACUCACCCCAUUUUUGAAAGUCGGGAAACAAUCCAGACUACAACUCUCCCUGUUGUGUCUUUGGUGGCUGAAGCUGUAUCCUUCUCACUUGAAGAUGGGACAGUUAAACCGACUCUGGGCCAGGUUUCAAAUGGUGUAAAGACUACACAGUUAUCCCCACACACUCAUAGCCAAAUAACACCUUCUGGUGACAGUCUUGAGGUUUCACCCCUUGCCUCAGUUAGCAGUACUGAAAGUAGUUCAGAAGAAGAGCCAACUCAGCAACCUAUAUUAGCAGGAGCUAUUGCUGUCAUGCCUUCGUCAUCAACUCCCAUUAGUCCAUCAUCUUCCUCUAGUUCUGAGAGCAGCUCAGAAGAAAGUGUGGCCCCAGAAAGCACUAGUAAUGAGUUUGAUAACAUCACUGCUGAGCUUCCAUCAGCCCCAUCUACAUCACCACAUGUCCUUGGCACUGGGACUGAAAGUAUCUCUGUCAAGCCUGACAGUGUGUCAGCUGAGAUGAUGACAAAUAAUCCACAUAUUGACAGUACAGAGUUUCUGUCUCCUGACAAAAUCAAGACUGUAUUCAAGGCUGAUACUACCUCAGCUCCAAAGGUGGAGUCAACUACUUUUGGGAACACCAAUGGGAAACAAGACCUUGAAGGAGAUGUCUCGCCUUACACUGAAAUGCCCACAAGAACCCAUGCAGAGUCCACAACAGUGUUAGUGACUCAGGCACAAAGCCAGUCACCAUUAGUUCCAUCUGAUGCCACUUCCACAUCAUCUUUUUAUGAUGAAGACCUGGACAUUGACUCAACUGCACGUCCAUCAUUUGUUGAGGUUAAACCACCGAUAAUAAGGGAGGAAGUCACCAUAAUGCCAGGUGGAGGACUCAAUUUGGGACCCACUGUUGUCGGUGAGGCUGUUGAAAUUGCAGGAACAUGUACUGAAGACAUUUGCCUGAAUGGAGGGACUUGCCACAAAGUUGGUUCUCUCCCUACUUGUAGCUGUGCUCCUGGAUACAGCGGUGCUCGCUGUGAGACAGAUGUUGAUGAGUGCCAGUCAAAUCCCUGCCGCAAUGGAGGCACAUGUGUUGACGGGCUGGCUUCCUUCACAUGUGUCUGCCUCCCAAGCUACUCCGGGCUGUUUUGUGAAGAGGACACAGAAGUGUGUGAAUAUGGCUGGCAUAAGUUCCAGGGCCACUGCUACAAGUACUUCCCCCACAGGAGAAACUGGGACACCGCAGAGAGAGAGUGUCGCAUGCAUGGGGCUCAUCUCACCAGCAUCAUCUCUCAUGAGGAGCAACUGUUUGUCAACCGUCUUGGACAGGAUUACCAGUGGAUCGGCCUGAAUGAUAAGAUGUUUGACAGCGACUUCCGCUGGACUGAUGGCAGCACCGUGCAAUAUGAAAACUGGAGGCCCAACCAGCCUGACAGCUUCUUCUCCUCCGGCGAGGACUGUGUGGUGAUGAUCUGGCACGAGGACGGUCAGUGGAACGACGUUCCUUGCAACUACCACCUCACGUACACCUGCAAGAAGGGCACAGUGGCCUGCAGUCAGCCCCCUCUGGUGGAGAACGCGCGAACCUUUGGUCAAAAGCGCGAGCGGUACGAGAUCAACACGCUGGUGAGGUACCAGUGUCGCACAGGCUUCAUCCAGAGACACAUCCCGACUAUACGCUGCCGCGGAGACGGACAUUGGGACAUCCCUAAAAUCACCUGCAUGAACCCAUCAAGCUAUCAAAGGCCCUUCGUCAGACGACAUCAGCACAAAAGUCUCUACAGCGUGAACAACUUCAGACGGCCGGAGGAGGCCAUUAACUUUCGCCAUCAGCGCUACCGGGGGAGGAGGGACAGGACUGAACACAGGCAGAGGAGACAGUGAUGGGCGUAUAUAUACAUAAAUAUAUAACAUGGCCGAUGCUUGUGUGAAAAGAGGAAAGAUCAUUUCCUCUCAAAGAACUCACCAGAGGAUAAACCUGCAGUCUUCUUGCGUGUGGGACGACGACGGAAUCUCGUGAAGUGCCUUUUUAUUUUCAGAGAUGUUGACGGACAACGUUUUCCUACCAAUGGGCAGCGUUUUCAUAAUCGUUGCCAUCGUGGAUGAAACACUUUCAGCUGGCUACUGGAAAAGCAAAGAAAAAAAAAAAAAAAGAAAUCUCAGAUUAUUUUUUUGUUUUUUUUUAAAAACUGUGGACAUUUCUCCAUUUCUUCCUAUACAUUCAUGACUGUUGUGUAAAAACCUUUGUACACCGACUGUGCUAUUUCAAAUUACCACAAGUGAUCCUUAACAAAAAAAAAAACACCAAAAAAAACAAUGCUCUUGUGAAAUUAUAGCGCUUAUGUUAUGUAAAGAAGUCAAAUAAUAUGGGUGUGCUGUUUUUAACCUUUAACUCUGUUUAACUUUGACUUCUCGGAUCAAAUUGGCAUCAGUGGAGUAUUUUAUCACUUUUAAAGUCUGCUGUUAACUUUAAUCAUCAGAUGUGUAUAUAUAUAAGAACAGAAUCAUAUUCUGAUGGUUUCAUAAUUCAGAUUUAAAGACCGCCUCUCAUCAGCAGCCUUCACUGGAUGUCAUCAAUGUUUCUUUUUUACCUCCAAAACUGAUUUUUUCAUUUGAUUUUUCUCAUUUAAGUGCCGAUCAAAACAUCCUUUAACCACGGAUCAAUAUUCAUUCAUUGAAAGAAGGGAAUAUUUUCUGCUCUCCACUGUCUCUCAACUGUUGCUGCUGUGCCGUAGCUCGUCGUUUUUUCCUUCUGCACACUUAUUUCUACUGUUGUUGUUUUUUAAAUUUUUCUAGUCAAAAUCAGCCAUUGAGAGAAUGUAUUUUGUGAAACACUCAAAUAGACUUGAACGUAGUAAAGGCUGUGUAAGCAGAGAGACACAGAGAGACACAGAGAGAGAGAGAGAGACAUAUAAUUUAUUUUCAAGCUGCUCAUGAUGACUUGUUAAUAAGAUAUGAAGCUGUUGUCCAGCCCAGCAGUGCUUCUUCAUAUAUUAUUAUUAUUAUUAUUAUUAUUCUAUGUUCAACAGGAGACCAGCGACGAUCCAAAUGAGUCACAUUUAAGAUAAUAUGAGCAAUUUAUAUGUUUGUUUUUUUCUUUUAAUGCCAACAUCAGUGGACCAAAGAAAAAUGGAGGGGGCCCCAUUGGCUGCAAUAAUGUUAUACCAAAAAAAAUGUUUGUACAUGUGGAUGGUUGUGUGUGUCUACUGCCAUUUUGUGUAAAUGUGUGUGGGGGGGGAGGGGGAGAACCAAUGUUAUUUUGUCUGCCUGUGAAUGUGUGUUUGUUCCAGCCUUAAUGUGCACAUAAUGUCAUAUUUAUAGCAGUUUUUAUUUUACAAUGUGAAUGUUUUCGGGACGUUUGUGAAUUUUUAAGAAAGAAAAGAAGAAAAAAAAACAGAAAAUCCAACUUUUUUCCCCCCUGCCCGCCCUGCUUUAAAUCACCAAAGAAAUAAAAAUAAAUAUAUAUAGACAUUA
Molecule: messenger RNA, 28445 nt
Organism: Solea solea (common sole)
Lineage: Eukaryota; Metazoa; Chordata; Actinopteri; Pleuronectiformes; Soleidae
Gene: vcana
Product: versican a
Exons: 15
Coding region: 276-26855 (8859 amino acids)
Biological process (GO): cell adhesion
Molecular function (GO): hyaluronic acid binding; calcium ion binding
Source: RefSeq, a predicted model, not a curated record